CGGUUUUGUCCGUUUAGGUUAGGUGCCGUGUAAUCGCUAUCAGUGCAAUUACUCGCUGUGUUAGUUUAAUAUAUCCGGGAUAGGUUGGUGAGGUGCAACAGAAACUGUGUAUCCUAUAGUGAACAAAGAAAAACAAUAGACGGAAAGAAAUGGCAGAAAAAGGAGGUUACGGAGCAGCACCUCCGGGCCAGUAUCCCCCGCCCCAAGGUCAAUACCCACCACCUCAGGGCUAUCCUCCGCCGUAUGCCGGCAAUGCCCCACCCCCUCAGCAGCAAUUCAUGGGUCAACAGUCUAGCAGUGUUGUUGUAGUACAGGGGGGUGGCGGAGUAGUGGGCACUGGGAACUGUCCAGUCUGCAGGGUCGGGAUGAUCUCAGAGAACUUUUCGGUUAUCGGCAUCAUCCUCGCGAUAUUGUUCUUCCCUAUUGGCCUUCUCUGCUGCUUCCUGAUGAUGGAGAAACGUUGCAGCCAUUGCGGCGCCACAUUCUAAAGCCAUUUCGGCGCCACGUUCUUAAGCCAUUGCGGCGCCACACUCUAAAGUCCUUGAGGACGCCGACACUAUUGGCGCAUUGUCCUCAAGGCCUACCUGUAACCAUUGCAUGUGAGCCUCGCUAUGGGAAAACGGGGGUUAAGUUUUGUUCGGGGGUUAAUAUUGUACGGGGGUUAUUUUUGUACGUGGGUCAAUAUUGUACGGUUUUUUUUUGUUGUACGUAAAUUGUCGUUCCAGGUUAGCCUGUACAGUUUGCACAGGCUUAUCAUUACCGCUUAAUGGAUUUUUGUCAGGAAGAGACUUUUUGUAAAUGACGAAACCAUUACAGCGGAAAGUUUCGUCCCAUAAUAGCCUGUGCGGCCUGCACAGGCUAAUACGGGUCCACACUUUACGCACAUGUAUUAAACCCCGUUUCCCAUAGCAAGGCAUAUAUGGUAUUCAUAAUUCUAGCAUGCUUAUCUUUAAGCUUAAUAUCAGGCAACAACAAGUGUGCUGUUGUUCAAAUUACGAGUUGGCAAUGAACCAUGAAGACGCAAACACGUAAAUUAUAGUUAUCAUGUCAUCUGAGCAAAUAUUUAAAAAAUCAAGUUUUACGCGAUAUAUGUUUACGAGUAUUGCUAUGUAUAAACAACUGGGAAUAACAAUAUCAUGUUAUAGUUUAUUUUGCUGCAGACGUCCAAAGAACUCUUCAUAGGCCGAUAAACACCGAUAAAUCUUAAUAUGUCUUAUACAUUGAAAUCUUCUUGUUAGAUUUUCGGCGAAACUUGUAUGUUCGGGCAGAUUAAACAAUAUGUAAGUUAUAAAUAAAAACGAACUUAUUUCAUCAGAGAAUUAUAGAAUGAAACAAAUUUAAGCCAUGUUAUAUACGAAUCGUUUAAAAAAGUAAAUUAACAUGCUUUGAAUAAAUCAACUUAAUAUUAAUUAUUUAUCCGAAAAGGUAACAGGUGCUCUUUUGUUUAUAAAAAACAAACAUGUUCAAGUCAAACUUUGCAAUCUCUAAAUUUUAGUAUUUUUUCAAUUUUUCCUUUUAACAUUUUGUUUCUCAGAUUUACAUUUUGAUUCCUUAGACUUCUUGGUACGCAUUUGAUUGUUCAUGUAGAUAUAUAUAUUUUGUUUAUAAAACGUCCAUGACAAAUCAAUUAAACGAAGCUGAAAAGUGUAUAACAUUGUAAUUGUAUUGUAUUGCUUUAAUACUUUAACGGUAUAGGUAGCUUUCGUAUAUCGAACAAAACAUAUUAUUUUAAAUAACAUUUUGUUAUCGUAAGUUUCAAUAGUUUAUGACAUUUUAAAUGUUUCUCUAUGUAACAAUAUAUGUGUACAUAUUGUACUGUUUUUCAAUAAACAUGUAAUUAAUAA
This is a messenger RNA of Dreissena polymorpha, 1844 nucleotides long. RefSeq names its product brain protein I3-like. NCBI's taxonomy places the organism in Eukaryota, Metazoa, Mollusca, Bivalvia, Myida, Dreissenidae. The transcript is spliced from 4 exons. The record is from RefSeq and is a predicted model, not a curated record. The coding region runs from base 150 to 488 and encodes 112 amino acids.